Messenger RNA from Triplophysa rosa, 2294 nucleotides. RefSeq names its product rho guanine nucleotide exchange factor 9. Bases 70 to 1401 code for a protein of 443 amino acids. The transcript is spliced from 9 exons. Lineage: Eukaryota; Metazoa; Chordata; Actinopteri; Cypriniformes; Nemacheilidae. Gene Ontology annotation, molecular function: protein binding; guanyl-nucleotide exchange factor activity. The record is from RefSeq and is a predicted model, not a curated record.
UAAUUUUUUGUUUAGUUGAUCAGUGGCGGUUCAGUAGUCAGUGCAGAGGCAGUAUGGGAUCAUGUGACGAUGGCUGAGCGGGAGUUGGCUUUUAAGGCAGGGGAUGUCAUCAAAGUCCUGGAUGCCUCAAACAAAGACUGGUGGUGGGGCCUAAUCGACGAUAAAGAAGGCUGGUUCCCUGCCAGCUUUGUGAGGCUGUGGGUUAACCAGGAUGAUGAAGCCACAGAAUCAACAGAAGGUGUCAUGGUACACAAUGGACACAUUGACACAGCCAAUGGAGGUCUGUGUAUUAGCCAACCACUUCAGAAUCGAGAUCAGAUGAGGGCCAAUGUUAUCAAUGAGAUCAUGAGCACCGAGCGCCACUACAUCAAACAUCUGAAAGACAUAUGUGAGGGCUACUUUAGGCAGUGUCGAAAGAGGGUGGACAUGUUUAAUGAUGACCAACUGAAAGUGAUUUUUGGAAACAUUGAGUGCAUCUACAGAUUUCAAGUGGGAUUUGUUAGGGACUUGGAGAAACAGUACAACAUUGAGGAACCCCAUCUCAGUGAGAUUGGACCGUGCUUUCUGGAACACCAAGAUGGUUUCUGGAUCUACUCAGAGUACUGCAACAAUCAUCUUGAUGCCUGCAUGGAACUUUCAAAGCUGAUGAAGGAUGGGCGGUAUCAACACUUUUUUGAGGCCUGUCGCCUUCUGCAGCAGAUGAUUGACAUUGCCAUUGAUGGGUUUCUGCUAACUCCUGUGCAGAAGAUCUGCAAGUAUCCACUACAGCUGGCGGAGUUACUCAAGUACACAACACAGGAACAUAGUGAUUACCGAUAUGUGGCAGCAGCACUGGCUGUCAUGAGGAAUGUCACCCAGCAAAUCAAUGAGCGCAAAAGAAGACUUGAGAACAUUGACAAGAUCGCUCAGUGGCAGGCCUCAGUCCUGGAAUGGGAGGGUGAUGACAUUCUGGACAAAAGCUCAGAGCUGAUCUAUACUGGUGAGAUGUCGUGGAUCUAUCAGCCUUAUGGCAGGAGUCAGCAACGAGUUUUCUUUCUGUUUGAUCACCAGAUGGUUUUGUGCAAAAAGGACCUCAUAAGACGGGACAUUCUUUACUACAAAGGUCGCAUUGACAUGGACAGGUAUGAGGUGAGAGAUGCUAUUGACGGACGAGAUGACGACUACAACAUCAGUGUAAAACACGCAUUCAAACUGCGUAAUAAAGAAACUGAUGAAAUACACAUAUUUCUGGCAAAGAAGUCAGAGGAGAAGAUUCGGUGGCUAAGGGCAUUUCUUGAGGAGCGCAAGAUGGUUCAAGAAGAUGAAAAAAUGGGUUUUGAAAUAUCUGAAUACCAGAAACGACAGGCUGCUAUGACAGUGCGUAAAGUGACCAAACAGAAAGGUGAGGCACCAAGGCGAUGAUACCAGGUGUGACCAGAGCAGGUGUUUUUCUCCAACCAGCCUAUCAACCCCCUGGACCUCCUGACAAAUGGAUACUUGGUGCCAUCUUAUGACCCACCACUAUCAGAUAUUGUUGAAUAUAAUCCUCCAAAUCAGGACAGUCUCCAUUUUGGCUAAAUUUAAAACACUGCAGAUCUACAUAAACAUCCUACGUUUUUUUAUUUAUUUACAGGAGAUGACAUUUAGUGACAAGCAUGAUUCAGAUGUGCUUCUACCUUUCAACAAUAACAAACGUAUGUCCUCUAUCAAGACAUUCAUAUGUACAAUUGAUAAUUUGCCAUUGCUGUAUCUUGCCGUUUUACUUGUGGGAUAAUUUUGUAGGAUUUUGAAGGAUUAUUUUAAUAAUCUUGUUGACAGUACAGUUAUUCAUAAAUUCAAAAAAUAUUUGCGUAUGGUCCUAUUGAUGUCUGUGGUAUACUGAUGAAAAGAUCAGUUAUAUGGUGAUGGUCAUGUGUAAGAAUGUACACUUUAUACACAAAUAACUAAACAAUCCUCGAGAUAGGGUAUUCUUCUUUAUUGUGGUAAAUUUGUCAAACUGUGGCGAAUACGAUCAUUAUUGCAUAUUCUACAUCAUCAUAUUGUGAGUGCAGACAUAAAUCCUUAAUGUUAACAUUAUCCCAUCAGAAAAUGACCCAUUGUUUGACAUUGCCUGAACGUAUUUGUUUCAUAUGAUAAAUGUUUGAUGUUGUGUCUGUUAAAGGUUAAUAGAUUUGUAUGAAUUUGCUUCAAAAUGUUUUCAUUUUUAUUGUACUAAAUACUGUUAUAAGCAAAGUAAAACCACUGUUUUUAAUAGCUACUCCAAGUGCUAUUACUGUGGUAGUUAAUUGCACAUAUUAAACAAAUUUGCAUUGCAA